Messenger RNA from Sclerotinia borealis F-4128, 1938 nucleotides. The record is from the annotation of a GenBank genome assembly. NCBI's taxonomy places the organism in Eukaryota, Fungi, Ascomycota, Leotiomycetes, Helotiales, Sclerotiniaceae.
AUGAAGCUCACCAAUCCAAAUGAGACACCGGUAUAUACCAUCUCCGGUGCUUCUACUGCACGCCCGCUACCUGACUGGCUUGCUCGUAAAAGAAAGCGCAGUUUGAAAAAUGAUCCAGAAUAUGCCAAUCGUGUCGAACUUCUACAGGAUUUCGAAUUCGAAGAAGCCAGCGCUUGUAUCAGAGUCAGUGAAGAUGGCGAAUGGGUCAUGAGUACUGGCACAUACAAACCGCAAAUUCAUACACAUUAUCUUCCUCAUUUAUCUCUUUCGUUCGCAAGACAUACCACAACCCUCAAUCAUUCCUUCGUGCUUCUUUCUAACGACUACACGAAAUCGCUUCAUUUACAAACCGAUCGCAGACUAGAAUUUCAUACACAGGGUGGAUGCCACUAUCAAACUCGAUUACCUCGAUACGGGCGCGACCUUGUUUACGACAAAUCCUCGACGGAAGCAUUAAUACCUGCUGUUGGUGUCAAUGCUGAUGGACUCGGUGAAGUUUAUCGAUUGAAUCUCGAAAUAGGACGUUACAUGAAACCAUACCAAAUCGAUGUUGGCGGCGAUGACCUUACAACUGCUGGUGGAGGUGCUUUGCAAGGAGGCAUACACGCUGGUAGUGUCAAUUGUGCAGUAAUUGCCGAGGAAAGUCAUAAUCUUAUGGCUUUCGGGACAUCAAUUGGUACGGUGGAGUUUUGGGAUUCAAGAUCAAAAGCAAGAGUAGGGAUUCUCGCUGGCCAACAAGGGCAGAUCACUGCGCUUGAUUUCGAUAGGUCGGGUAUCUCGAUUGCGACUGGAUCCUCGGAAGGUUUAGUACAACUGUAUGAUCUUCGACGACCUGUGCCAAUAUUGAGUAAAGAUCAAGGAUACGGUUACCCAAUCAAGACUUUAAUGCAUAUGACUACAUCUUCGCAGGAGAAGAAAAUCCUUUCGGCAGACAAACGAAUCAUCAAAUUGUGGGACGAGGCAGACGGAAAAGCUUGGACUUCGGUAGAACCAGCAGUGGAUAUCAACUCCGUGGCUUGGUGCAAGAAUAGUGGUAUGCUUCUCACAGCCAAUGAAGGCAAACAGCAACAUGCUUUCUUCAUCCCACAAUUGGGUCCUGCGCCAAAAUGGUGCUCAUUCUUGGAUAAUAUGGUUGAAGAAAUGGCAGAAGAAGCACCAAGUGAGACUUACGAUAAUUACAAGUUCUUAACAUUACCAGAACUCAAGGCACUCAAUCUGGGUCAUCUCGUGGGAACUACCAACCUUUUACGUCCAUAUAUGCACGGUUACUUUGUGGCUUCCAAGCUCUAUGAGCAAGCCCGAUUGAUUGCCAAUCCCUACAUAUGGGACGACGAGAGAACCAAACGAGUCAAGGAGAAGGUCGAGAAAGAACGAGCUAGUAGAAUCAGAGGCGGCAAGAAGGUCAAGGUCAAUCAGAACUUGGUUGACAAAGUACUCAAGAGACAAGAGCGUAGGGAGAAGGUUGAUGAAACUGCUGGUGUCUUGGGUGACUCGCGUUUCGGCAAGCUUUUCGCCGACGAAGAUUUCGCUGUUGAUGAGCGUAGCAGAGAGUUCCAGGCUCUUAACCCUAGUACCAAGGUCGGUGGUGGUGAGGAGACCAAACAACGCAAAGUGGAUAGCGAGGACGAAUCGAGCGACGAUGAUAACGAUAAAGAUGAGAUUAUGUCGAAGCCUAAGCCAGCUCCCGAGAUGCGUAUCUCUUCUUCGUCAUACAAGAAAUCCGGCCACCAACGUAAGGACAAUGCUUUGGGAGCUCGCACGCAAGGCACUGGCCGAGUUAGUAAAAACAGGGGCGAUGUUGUUGGUGAACGCUCAGUCACAUUCGCCCCCGCUGGCAAGAAGGAUCAAGAAAAGAUCGAAGCCAAAGCCCCCAACAGUAGGAGUAGACGCGAUGAUGCCAGACGAAGCGCCAGUGGCAAUGUUUUCAGAAGAUUGUAA